Saxophila tyrrhenica is the source of this 2055-nucleotide messenger RNA. RefSeq lists its product as uncharacterized. The record is from RefSeq and is a predicted model, not a curated record. NCBI's taxonomy places the organism in Eukaryota, Fungi, Ascomycota, Dothideomycetes, Mycosphaerellales, Extremaceae. The transcript has a single exon. Gene Ontology annotation, molecular function: magnesium ion transmembrane transporter activity. Gene Ontology annotation, biological process: magnesium ion transport. The coding region runs from base 1 to 2055 and encodes 684 amino acids. Gene Ontology annotation, cellular component: membrane.
AUGUACAUACCACCCGGUCAUCCACUUCCAAACAGCAGCUACAAUGUGUACAAGCACAGCGAUGGCAGCACAAACAGCGCUCCCGACUCACAGAAGUGGUCAUCUCUCAUCGGCAUCAUCACCGCGAUAUGCGGAAACAUCCUCAUCUCCUUUGCGCUCAACACCCAGCGAUACGCGCACAUACGCUUGAGCAGAGAGCAAGAGGAGCGAGAAGAGAAGGCGCGGUCGGGGAGGAAACGCAGGAGAGCGGCGGGCUAUGGCACGCAGGGGGAACAGCAGGUCGAGGUUGCGGAGCAGAGGGCGCAGGACAAUGCCAAAGCGGAGCGCGAGCAGUAUCCUUUGGAGGAGGCAGACGAGACGGCGCCAUUGAUCCCGACAGCGGGCAGUAUCAGAUCAGCAUCCACUGGCGAUGAAGACAACGAGGAAGAGGACGGCCACGCGAAAGAGAAGUCAUAUCUCCGCUCACCCAUCUGGUGGCUCGGUAUAGCCAUGAUGACGCUCGGCGAAGCUGGAAACUUCCUGGCCUACGGCUUCGCACCUGCCUCAAUCGUCUCACCGCUCGGUGUCGUGGCUCUGGUCUCCAACUGCCUGAUCGCGCCCUUGUUGCUGCACGAGCGUUUCCGAUGGCGCGAUGCUCUCGGGGUGGUGGUGGCUGUUGGAGGCUGCGUGACCGUCGUGCUGAGCGCCAGCGACAGCAACCCGAAGCUGGACCCGGACUCGAUAUGGCAUCUCAUCACGCGGUGGGAGUUUGAGACGUAUCUCGGCAUUACGGUCGUUAUGAUUGUCUGCCUGAUGGCCGCCAGCAACAAAUUCGGCGAACGCACGAUAUUGAUCGACCUGGGCCUGGUCGGACUCUUCGGCGGCUAUACGGCGUUGUCUACCAAAGGCGUCGCUUCGCUGCUGUCCAGCUCGAUCUGGAGGGUCAUUGAGUUCCCUAUCACAUACCUGCUGGUGGCAGUUUUGGUGUCGACCGCAGUGCUGCAGAUCAAAUACGUCAAUCGAGCCCUGCAGAGGUUCAAUGCGACAAUGGUUAUACCGACACAGUUUGUGAUGUUUACACUGUCGGUCAUUAUUGGGAGUGCGGUUCUGUACCGGGAUUUCGAGAGAACAACUGGUGAGCAGGCUGGCAAGUUUGUCGGUGGCUGCGCUUUGACGUUUCUUGGGGUAUACUUUAUCACUUCUGGUCGUGGUGAGGAUGAUGAGGAGGAAGAGCAUGAGCUGGCUGAAGGCGAGGACGGUAUUGACUUGCCGGACGAAGAGCAGACACAGGUGGAGGUUAGGGAACGCGAUGACGGCAGGCGGCAGUCGUUGCUGGCUGGCUCUCCGAAAAGUGCGCCAGCGUCGAGAGGCUUACAGGUGUCUGAGUCUGUGCCGGACCUACUGUCUGCGAACUUGAGCCCAGCAAAAGCGGCCGCAGUUCAUGAACAGUCCGUGGCCAACAUUCCUUCACCUCAGCGGCAGACACAGAAGCAGACCCUCCCACCACCGAUGCACGCUACGACAUCAGCCCCAGAAGUUCCGACAAUCACACCACGAACGCCCGCCUCUCGCCCCAAAACACCCGGACGAGGCGCGACGCACCACCCGAUUAUGGAGUCUCCCUCUCAGCCCUCCACUCCACAACCUCGCCGUCCUCCUCCUGACCAAGCGGGUCAGCUGGAUCCAGGUUCGAGUAAUAGACUGCUGAACCGCCACAGCAUCGCUGGACUGGUGCCGGGACCGCUCACGAGUCCCCUCAGCAGUUCGCUCACUGCCAUCGUAGCGGACUCUCUUCGCCGGGGAGUGGACGGCGGCAGUGCGCUUCGUCGUCGCUCUCUCUAUCGCGGCAGCAGUCGGCGUGAUCCGAACGCGCCUCCGCUCAAGCGACACUCGAUUGCAAGUGGGGAGAUGGACUUUUCGACGGUGAACGAGGAAACGACUGGCGGUGGAGCGGGCGCGAGUGGUGCGGGACAGAAGGGUCGGAUGAGGAGUCUGAGUGCUGCCUUGGGCGAUGUGUUUGGCCCGUCGACAGGCGGGAAAGGAGGGAGUAUGGGCGCGCGGGAUCCUGAACGAUGA